AUUUGUGAAAGCAUUUAUUGAAGGGGAACAUAAUGAAAGGGACGGAACUAAAAGCUGAGGAUUGAAUUCAUCAUUUUGAAAAUAUCUAAACCACAGCAGUAGGCAAAAGCAAAACUCCUCUUCAGGCUACAGCAGCCAUCCAUGUAUAUAUUGAUAUGCAAAGUCUAUAAAUCUAGCUUUGCUUCCCCAUUCCUUCUUGUUUUCACACAGUGCGAGUUGAGGCAUAUUAAAGUUGCUUUUUCGCUGUCCAACGCCGAUGAUGAAUGUUUUUUCCGGCAAAAUCUGCGGUGAUUGCAGCCCUACUAGUAUUGUUGCUUCUUAUGGGGGCAUCUGCAUUGAGGCCAGUUGGUAAUACAACCUCUUUCAUAUGAUGUUUAUAAUUAGAUCAAAUCCAAUUAUGUCAAAGGCCUAGCUUCAAAGGCUUAUAUGCAGUAAUCUUUUCAUGGCAUGAAAUUCAAAUAGGGGGUGAGACAUAUGGCUCAAGAACAACAUUUUCAAGGAGAGAAGGUUGCUUUGGAAAUGGAUGUCAAAGAAUGUACAUUUUUCAUAACAAAGGCAGCCAAAUGGUGGGCUUGAGUUUGAGGAAGCUGCAGCAAUCUAGACUUCAGCCACCACCUGCGCCAUCCAAAAAUAAACCUCAUAUAUGGUUUGUUCCCCCAGCUCCACCACCUCCACCACAAUUAGCUCCCUAAAAAAUGUGCUUAUGUAUUUAUUGUAAUAUUUUCCUUUAGUGGAAUAAAGAGACCCAUUUAUAAAUCAAUCAUGCAAUUUGCUUUUCAAUAAGUACUACUCUUCGUAUAUCUUCUAUUUUCACAACAAUAAUUAUCACAACCCAUGUCUCAAGUUUGUAUCUUUGCCAUAACCCAUGUGUCAAAUUGAAUCUCCAAGCCUCUAACUUAGAGGUUCAAUGUUGCUUCAGUUCCAAUUGCUUCACCUGGACCUGUCCAAGGUUUACCAAUCUUUAUCAAGAACCAAACAAUUGCAUUCUUUGAUUAUCAAGACCCAUCUUUCCCCUGACCCAUUUUAUGCAACUAGAAUAGUAAGAUUCUAUGCAGUCAAUGGUGACCUUCACUCUGCACGUAAGGUGUUCGAUGAAAGUCCCAGCCGAAGUGUUUAUCUUUGGAAUUCCAUUAUUCGAGCCCACGCUCAAGCUCACAAAUUUGACCAUGCAUUUUCUCUGUUUAAUAGGAUGGUUAGAAGUGAAACCAAACCUGAUAACUUCACUUAUGCUUGUCUUAUACGUGCCUGCUCUGACAACUUUGAUUUAGAAGGACUGAGACUUAUGCAUUGUGGAGUUACAGUUUCUGGAUUGGGACUGGACUCAAUUUGUAGCAGUGCACUUGUUACUGCUUAUUCAAAACUGGGCCUUGUUGAUGAAGCAAGUAGGGUGUUUCAUGGGACACCGCAGCUGGACUUGGUAAUGUGGAAUUCUUUGAUUUCGGGUUAUGGAAAUUUCGGGUUUUGGGAUAAAGGGCUAGAAUUGUUUAGUAUGAUGAGAUGCAUGAAGGUAGUGCCUGAUGGAUAUACAUUUGUCGGGUUGCUUUCGGGUUUAAAAGAUUCGAGCUUGUUAAGUGUUGGCCAAGGAAUACAUGGUCUUUGUUUGAAAAGUAAUUUGGAUUCUAAUGAUCAUGUAUGUAGUGUACUUGUGAGCAUGUAUUCAAGAUGCAGGUGUAUGGACUCUGCACAUAAAGUUUUUAGUGGUUUGUUUGAGCCAGAUUUAGUUACUUGGUCUUCUUUGAUAACUGGGUAUUCUCACUCUGGAGAUUAUGAGAAGGCAUUGUUCUUCUUCAGGUGUUUGAACAUGGAAGGCAAGAAGGCAGAUCCUAUUUUGAUUGCCAGUGUGUUGGCUGCUGCUUCUCAGAUAGCAAAUGUAGCGCCUGGUAGUGAGAUACAUGCUUAUGUUCUUCGACGUGGACUUGAAUCAGAUGUCAUGAUUUCCUCUGCUCUCAUAGCCAUGUAUUCAAAGUGUGGUUUCAUGGGGAUAGGGACUCGUGUUUUCAAGAUCAUGCCAGAGAAGAAUAUUGUUUCAUACAAUUCAUUAAUAUUGGGUCUUGGUUUGCAUGGACUUGCCGCUGAGGCGUUUAGAAUGUUUAAUGAGAUACUGAGAAACGGAUUAGUACCUGAUGAAUCUACUUUCUCUGCUCUCCUUUGUGCAUGCUGUCAUUCUGGCCUAGUCAAAGAUGGCCGAGAAAUUUUCAGAAAAAUGAGAAAAGAGUUUGGCAUUGAAGCAAGAGCAGAGCAUUAUGUUCAUCUGGUGAAGCUUCUUGGGAUGGAGGGUAGGUUGGAAGAGGCUUACAAUCUGAUCUUGUCCUUGCCAGAACCAGUGGACAGUGGCAUUUGGGGAGCACUUUUAUCUUGCUGUGAUGCCUGUGGGGAUUCUGAGCUGGCAGAAAUUAUAGCUCAAAAGCUCUUUGAAAGUAAUUCUGAAAAAAGUGCUUAUACAGUCAUGCUUUCAAAUAUAUAUGCUGGUGAUGGGAGGUGGGAUGAUUCAAAGAAGCUAAGGGAUUACAUUACAGAAAGACAAUUGAGGAAGACGACUGGGGUUAGCUGGAUUAAAGGUUUCAGCCGUUCUGCAUGAUCAUCCAGCAGAGGCAGCAAAUGCAACUGCUUCAGUGUGGUGAGGGAUUGCAGACCUUCAGGUAACAUCCUCAACCGCAGACAACUGUGCAAGUGGAGGUACUUCAAGCUAGGUAGUGCUCCCUCUUCAAGUUCUGUCAACUCCUCAAGAACACGAGAAGCAAUGAUGAGAACCUCGAGCUUGGAAAACCCACCAGUACUACAGAACUCUUUCCCUAUUUGCUUUGCAUCAUAAGCCUGCCAAAGGGUUAAGUUUUUCAAGUUGGGUAGGACUUGAAGUACCAAUGAUGGGUUCUCAGACAAAUGGGAGAAGCCUAAUCUUAAGUUUGUGAGCCUUUCCAAGGAACCAAACCAAGCAGGCGGCUUUUCUAGGAUGCCUUUGAGGUGAAGCUUUUGAAGAAAUGGUGGAGGUGAGAAGGACUCCAGGAGAAUAAGUUGUCCCUGAGGGAAUGUGUGUUUUGCUUCUAAACACAAGGAAAGAAGGCCUUGCAUCUUCAUAAUGGAGGCAAAUAGCUCAAUGACAUUCUCCUCGUCCACAUCCAUCACUCCUAGUCUUCUGAGCCCUGUCAGGUUACCUACUUCAGCUGCAGUGCCACCACCAGCGUGUAUACCUGUCAGGGUCAGAAGAUCUGUGAGUCUUCCUAUUCCUGCCGGUAGCUUCAUCCCAGAAAUGCAUUUGUUCUUGAACAUCUUGAGGUGCCUCAACCUUACAAGAUUUAGUAUCUCAGCUGACAAGCCUGUUAAAUCCCCACACCAUCUAAUAUCCAAAGUUUGCAGGGCUUCUAAUCUGCCUAGCCCCUCUGGAAGUUCAUUUAUAUCCGUGCUUUUCAAGCCAAGAAACGUGAGGUGUAUUAGGCUUCCCACUUCAUCUGGUAACUUUUUGAUUUUGGUAUCUUGUAGCUCAAGCACUCUUAAAGUGUUCUCCCCAUCAAAUUGCAGCCAACUACCAUCAUGUUGAGAUAUAUUUUGAUUUGCUAGCAGGAACAAAGCAGUUAGUUGAAGAUUGUUCAUUUGGGAUAUGAGUUGUGUGAUGUCUGAACAAAUGAAAACCCCAAAGGCUGCAAAUUUUCCUUCCUUCAGUUGGUCAAGACAGAACUUUUGAAGACGACAGGGGACCCUCAAUUGAGUCCCUCUUGUCCGAGUGUAUUCAUCCUUUACUCAAAGCAGUCGCUGGUUGAUCAAUUCACAUACAUAUUCUUCUGCUACAUCCUCCAUAGUCCUCCCUGUUUUUUCUUGUAUCAAUCUUUGGGCUACUAGUAACCGGAUAAGUUUCCCUUUUGAAAGCUGGUAGCUCUCAGGGAAGAUGGAACAGUACAUUGCACAACUUUGAAGGUAAUAAGGUAACUCUCUGUAACGUAAUUGUAAUGGACAAGGCGAAGAAGGAGAAGCUGAUGUCUCACCUUUUUCACCGUUAUGGCUGUCCUUGCUUUCUUCCAUCUCUCCACUGGUAUUUUGAACAUAUAGUUCUACAAUCUCUCUUUGCAUAUAUAGAAGAGAAUGAUAGCAAUAUAUAUAGGUUGUUAGACCUUAUGUGUGAUAGGAUAUCUUAAAGGGAAGCUCAUAAAUGAACUUGCCACCUUGUUUUCUUAAUUAAUUUCCAGCCUGUUGCGGUCUAUUUCUGUUGGCCGGCAGCCUGUUGUGAUGGAUACUACAAAGCAUAUCGAAAACCAGUUUAUUAUGAA
Messenger RNA from Rosa chinensis, 4259 nucleotides. Its product is annotated as putative pentatricopeptide repeat-containing protein At1g64310. Gene Ontology annotation, molecular function: RNA binding; protein binding. Lineage: Eukaryota; Viridiplantae; Streptophyta; Magnoliopsida; Rosales; Rosaceae. The transcript is spliced from 2 exons. The coding region runs from base 908 to 2578 and encodes 556 amino acids. Gene Ontology annotation, biological process: RNA modification. The record is from RefSeq and is a predicted model, not a curated record.